Messenger RNA from Quercus robur (English oak), 2085 nucleotides. Its product is annotated as UPF0481 protein At3g47200-like. The record is from RefSeq and is a predicted model, not a curated record. The coding region runs from base 79 to 1659 and encodes 526 amino acids. Lineage: Eukaryota; Viridiplantae; Streptophyta; Magnoliopsida; Fagales; Fagaceae. The transcript has a single exon.
CUAAAGUUUACAGGUAGUAAAUACGAGAUAGGAAAGCAAACUUACAAUAUUCAUUUUGCCUUGUUUGGUGCAAAUACUAUGACCGGAAUUUCCAGGGGAGAAGUCGGUGAAACAAGCGGUGGCAUCACUAAGAACCCGGAGCUGGAGGCAAGGAUGAAAACAAUAGACGACGCAAAAGAAAAGUUGAAGCCAUCCCCAACACCAAAGAUACAAAAGGUUAUAUUCUUGCGGCGAGAUCACAAGGAUUUCCAGAAACACUACGAGCCAAGAGCAGUGUCACUCGGUCCUAUCCAUCAUCGUAAUGACAAGUACCAGCUCGGAGAGAAUUACAAGCUUUUAUUGACAGAUGAGUUCGUCAAAGGAAACAAAGAGAAGAUAAGCUAUUUGUAUAAGAUGAUUGGGGAGAAAAUCAAUGAACUGAAGGACUGCUUCGAGAAGGGAGUGAUUGAAGACUAUAAGGAUGAGGACCUCAUUUGGUUGUUGUUGGUGGACGGCUGCGCAAUACUACAAUACAUAGACUUCGCAGUUAACAACAACUUCGAAAUGAUGAAUAUAAAACCCGACAGCAUAGCCUUUACACAACAGGAUUUGUUUUUGCUUGAGAACCAGAUUCCCUAUCGUCUGCUCAAAUGGUUGAUGAGUUGGAGUGAGAAUGAAAGGCAGUUGAAGGAAUCAAUUGAGCGUUACAUUAAUAGGCUUGUGACGGUACCACCACUACCAGAGGCAGAGAAUCAGUCAGCAAUUUUCCGUAACACAUGCCCAAGUUCAUUAUCAUGGAGUUUCUCGCAAAGACGGAAACUGCAACGAGCAGAAAAGGAGAAGGAACAAAGCCAUCAGUCAAAGGAGAAGCAGCAAGAGGAUCACUCAUCAAUUUUCCGCCCCGCAUGCCUAAGUUCAUUGUCACGGUGUCUCUCACAAAUAUUGAAGAGGCAACAAGCCGAAAGCAAGAAAAGCUAUCAACCAAUGGAGAAGCAACAAGAACAAAGAAUAUUAAUUGAUGGAGAUGUAGAUCCCAUCCAUCUUCUUGAUCUUCUGAGGACAAGUCUCUUGGAGAAGCAUAAAAAAACCAAAGGAGAGAAACCAAAUUGGGAAACUUGGCAAUCCUAUCGCAAUGUUCAGGAGCUUCGAGCAGCAGCUAUUCAUGUGGAACGUAGUAAAAAGGAAAAUUGUCGCUUGAGCGACAUAUCGUUUACUACACUCGGUUGUUUGGGGUACCUUUGGCUUCCUCCAAUAACUGUGGAUGACUCAACAAUGCCAAAGUUCUUGAACUUGAUAGCCUACGAGAUGUGUCUAGAUUUCCAAAAUGACUUUGGGAUCACCUCUUACAUAUACUUCCUUGAUUCACUAAUCGAUGAAGCCAACGAUGUUAAGCUGCUAAGGAAAGCGGGAAUACUCUAUAAUUGCCUUGGCAGUGAUCAAGAAGUGGCUGAUGUCUUCAAUGAGAUAGGCACCGACUUGGUACCUAACAGCGAAAUAUAUAGGGAUAUCAGAUUACAAAUUCAGAAGCACUACGAGAACCAGUUUAUGACCUGGUUGGCUGAAUUCUGUCACGACCAUUUCAGCAGCCCCUGGACGUUCUUGGCUUUUGUUGGCGCAUUGUUGGCACUUGUGCUCACUAUCAUUCUGUUAAUGUAUAUUAUAUUAUAUUAUGGGCUUUAGGCCCAAUUACCUUUCUUGUAUAGCACACUUGUACUUGUACUACACUUUACUUGUACCGCACACUUACGCCUCCUAUAUAAGGCUCUGAUGUAUAUUCUCUCAUUAUGAAAUACAAUACAAUCUUCCAGUAUUUCUAACAUGGUAUCAGAGCCACUGCUCUGACCUUUUCUUAGCAGUCUUGUCUUCAUUAGUGUGGCUUUCUUUUUAACAACGCUUCCGCCAUCACACUGCCGUUGCAGCCUCUCGCCGUUGAACUUCCGACGUCAUCCAGCCGUCGUCCUUGGGUUCCGGACCUGCAGCCGCCGUCGUUAAGGAGUUUCACACUGCACAGACCACUGCUCCGCUGCAAUUAUUGCUCCGAUUACGAUUUUGAAGGUACCACUGAGAUCGUCCAGCGCCGAUCUACACACUCGUGGAAGCCUCGUC